UUAAACGCUCGUGUUUUGGAAGAAAGGCGGCAACUCCCAAAGCAGCGCGAGGGAGUCUCCCAAAUCCCCCAAAAAUCUCUCUCUCUCUCUCUCUCUCUCUCUCUCUCUCUCUCUCUCUCCCGGUGAGUUCGUAGUUAAAUUCCCCCAAAUUCUCUUACCCUUCUCCUCCUCCUCCCUCCACCUCCGCUCUCUCUACGAGAAGCUCGUCUCGGAGACCUCGCCUUUUUUAGGGUUUCACGUGAUGAAAGGGGCGCAAUUGCGAGCGUGCUCUCCGCGCUAGGGUUUACUCCUCUUGGAUCGGUCGCUCGAGUGCGGAUAAUUUGGUGUGCAGCAGCUUCUUCUGAUCGAGAUUUCAAGGAACGGUUUUAAUACUUUGUCCGGUAGCAGGGUCCAUUUGCAGAAGGGUGAUUUGUUUCCUUUUUAGUAAUCAUGAAAAGUACUGGCCACAUUCGCAAAGCAACUGCUGAAGCGAGAUCAAAGAGCAAACUGGGUUGCGCUAAGUCUGAAACUCUGAAAAUUGGCGGAAGAAGACGUAAAACACCAGAAAAAGCUACUGUAGAAUUCUGUGAAAGGCUUUUGCCUUCUCCUGCUCAAUCAUCCCCUUUACAUACCAACACGAGGCAUAGCUCCCUAGAGACGGCACCUGGAAAUUCUACAGUUAUGGCUGGACGGUAUCCACAAAUAUCUGGAAAAUUUAAGCUUCAGCUAUUUCCAAUAGAUGAUAUCGUGCGAAAAAGGUUGGAACAGGAUAAGCACAAUCCUUACCUGGAAUUGACUUUGACUACUCGAAAGAAAAUAUCCUCGGUGGUGAGGCACCUCAAUAUCAAGUGGGGUAGUUCGGGAACCAAAACAGGAGAGCUUAUGCUAUUGCCUUACAAUUCUAGUCCCAACAAUAUGGUCAGCUACAAAAGGUGGACUUUGAAAGACUCUGACACCACUGCAGCUGAUGUUUAUGCUGCACUUGGUAGCCCAGCUGUUUUUCGCUUGAGAUAUGGUUGGUUCUCUGCUCAAGGUCGAAUACCAGGUGAAGAGAUGGGAAUGGCUAAGGCUGAUAAUACUCCUUUGUCGAAUAACCCAGUUCAAGCAGUGGAGGAUCAAAGGAUAUGUCGUGCCCCUCCGCUUUCAUGGCUCGAUAGCAUUUCCAACAUGAGCUUUGGAGCUCUGUUGCAUGAAGCAUUGCCGCCUCCAGAUGAAAAUGCAAUUCUUGCACAGAACAAUCCGAGUCUUAGUCAAAUCUCUUUCACUUGUGAUUCAUUUGAUGCUGCUAUUGCUUCCCUUAUCGGCUGUCAGCAAAUUAACAACCAGUCCACUCAAGUUUCAAAUUCGUCCAUUUUUAAUUCUGAAGAAACUUGCCAUGCAUUUCAGUUUCAAAACAUUACUCAUUCGACCGAAGCUGGUCCAUCUUCAUCCAAAGAUGUAGCUGCUGCUUCAUGUACUGAGAAUCAAAGCCCAGACGUGCUUUGUGCACCUACAGAGAGUGAUGGCAAAGAUAAUAUGCACCCGACUGAUGAAUCAAAUAGAGACCUGAAAGGGAAUUUAAAGCCUCAUGAUGGGAGUAACCCUUUUGGGAGAGCGGAUAUAAAUUGGCCUGAUUCAGUUGGUCCCUCCGAGCACGUGGCUCCUUGCUCUAGGCAGAUGAGCGGUGGAGACAGUAUUGGUCUUGGUGGAUUGGUCGCGAGCAGUUUAGACGCAUUCCAGAACUUCUCGAUUUUCUGAGAGAGGACGAUUAAUCCUCACCUAAACUUUAGUUUAUGAACUUUGUACAGGAAGGCGGAAUCGUUCACUAGUUUGGAUUUACUUUCCUCACAUUUCAGAAUUUAUAGGCAGUUGUAAUCAGCAUCAUUCUGUAACUAUCAUUUGUAGAAGAUAAUUUCUCAAACUUCUUCUUGACA
Messenger RNA from Ananas comosus (pineapple), 1892 nucleotides. Its product is annotated as TSL-kinase interacting protein 1-like. The transcript is spliced from 8 exons. Gene Ontology annotation, molecular function: chromatin binding. The record is from RefSeq and is a predicted model, not a curated record. Gene Ontology annotation, cellular component: nucleus. Lineage: Eukaryota; Viridiplantae; Streptophyta; Magnoliopsida; Poales; Bromeliaceae. Bases 430 to 1716 code for a protein of 428 amino acids. Gene Ontology annotation, biological process: pattern specification process.